Messenger RNA from Mucor velutinosus, 615 nucleotides. RefSeq lists its product as uncharacterized. NCBI's taxonomy places the organism in Eukaryota, Fungi, Mucoromycota, Mucoromycetes, Mucorales, Mucoraceae. Gene Ontology annotation, molecular function: proton-transporting ATPase activity, rotational mechanism. The record is from RefSeq and is a predicted model, not a curated record. The coding region runs from base 1 to 615 and encodes 204 amino acids. Gene Ontology annotation, biological process: proton transmembrane transport. The transcript has 4 exons. Gene Ontology annotation, cellular component: proton-transporting V-type ATPase, V0 domain; membrane.
AUGGCAGGAUAUAGUUUAGGACCUUACAGUUACUGGAGUGGUCUCACCCUUUCUCUUUUGACUAUUGUUGGAUUGUAUAUGCUCUUCACUGGCUCCGGCGAGCAGUUCAAUGUUGGCAAAUUACUUCAAGAAAUCUCCCCUUUUGCUUGGGCCUUGACUGGUAUGGGCCUUUGUAUUGGUCUUUCCGUCACUGGCGCUGCCUGGGGUAUCUUUAUUACAGGUUCUGCAUUGUUGGGUGGUGCCGUCAAAACACCUCGUAUUCAGUCCAGAAACUUGAUUUCCAUCAUUUUCUGUGAAGUCGUAGCCAUCUAUGGUGUUAUCAUGGCCAUUGUCUAUUCUGCUAAAUUGACUGAUGUUCCUCCCGAAAACCUCUACUCCAACUCCAACUACUUUACUGGCCAUGCUAUCUUUUGGGGCGGUUUAACUGUUGGUGUUUGUAAUCUGUUGUGUGGUCUUUCCGUCGGCGUCACUGGAUCAAGUGCUGCUUUAGCAGAUGCUCAAAACCCUGAAUUGUUUGUCAAGGUGUUGGUGGUUGAGAUUUUUGGCUCUGUGCUUGGCCUCUUUGGCCUUAUCGUUGGUCUAUUGACUACGGGUAAAGCUGCCGAUUUCCAUUAA